Molecule: messenger RNA, 2342 nt
Organism: Cucumis sativus (cucumber)
Lineage: Eukaryota; Viridiplantae; Streptophyta; Magnoliopsida; Cucurbitales; Cucurbitaceae
Product: probable serine/threonine-protein kinase dyrk2
Exons: 4
Coding region: 171-2021 (616 amino acids)
Source: RefSeq, a predicted model, not a curated record
CUGCCUUUAUAUAAAUAUGCUUCAUUUGAUCCGCUUUUCUCGCUUCCACUUCAGAAUCUCUCUCUUUCUGACAUUUUUCUUUUCUCUCUAUAUAACAAACAAUCUUUUAUUUCCUUUCUCUUUACUCCAAAUUGAAAGAGCUAAGUAAAGAGAGAAAAGUUUUGCUGAUUAUGGGGAAGCAAAGGUAUUGGAGUGGACAUGGAACGACUAAGACAACGCCUUCAUCUUCCAUUAAAAGAGUAUUCAAAAAUGAUUUGGAUAAUGAAGCUUCUUCUUCUUCGUCUUCUUCUUCUUCUUCAACUUCUGCUGGUUGUAUGUGUGCUGUUUUUCAGCUCUUUGAUUUUCAUCCUUUAAACCACCUCUCUUCUCAAUCCUCUGCCUCUCUCAACCAGCAAUCCGACCAUCGUGUUUCUAAAGGUACUGAAGCACCACGGAACAGUUUGGAAUCGGAGGAAGAAUUACAUGUUUCUGAUCCAUUGCCAAGUAAGACUCCAAAGAAGAAAGAAAAUCAAGAUGCUCUACAUUUUCCAAAGGGUAUUGUUCAAAUCAAAACCAAAAGUAAUGGAAUGAACAAUAAUUUGUCAACCGGGAAUGACUCUCCAAGCACCAAGACACCAACUUUAGUAGCGAGAUUAAUGGGUUUGGAUAUUCUUCCAGAAUCCAACUCUAGUCCUUAUUCUUCAACCACACCCAAAAGUUCAAAGAUGACCACAAAAUUAAAAAGUGGGUCUCGUUCUUUACCAGAAACUCCAAGAUCAUCUUGUGAAAGGAAAUCAAAUGUGGAUAAUUAUCACCACCGUUUCUCACUUCAAAUCCCCAAUAAUUAUGACCAUAAAGAGAACAAUGCAAUUCCAAAUCCAAAUCCAAAUACAAGUAGUACUACUCCAACCCAUGCUGCUAAAGAGAUAGUAAAGCAAAUGAAAGAAAGUGUGAGUAGAAGAAAAGAAGCUGCUCUCAUUGAUAUCACCAAUCUUAAUUACAAUAAUACAAGAAGAGAUCAAGAUAUGAUCAUUAAUUACCAAACCAAACCCAAAAACCAAACAAGACAGAGAGUAGUGUUGGAGCCAAAAGUUGAAGCCAUUAAAGAAGCUGUGGAUUUAGAGACGACCAUGAAGGUAAAGAAGCCGAAGGGUGUGAAGACGACGACGACAAAGGUUGCGGUGUCGAAGAAGGGUAAUAAGAAAGAGGAGACAUUUGUAGUUUCAUCAAGAAUCACAAAAGCAGCCAUUGAUGCUCCUCUUAAGAAAACGCCAUUGUCCAAUCAGCUUUUGAACUUCGGUUCUGUUCCCACUACCAUUCUCAUCAACAAAAAUCCUCCAUUUUCCUCAUCCAUUAAACCAACUCAAAUCCAGGCAGCGUGCAAACGGAAUCAAGGUACGGAUGAGACAAGCGAUAAAGAAUCAAAACGAUACUUCCAAUCACCUAACCACCAACACUCCCUCAUCCAAUUACCACCCAAAAAAGACGGCAACGACCCCAAACAUCACAUCAUAACCACCGUCGCCGCCGCCGCCAAUUGUAAUGACAGCCAUGAGAUCACGGCAGAGGUAGAUUACGUCAGACAAAUACUCCUCCGCCGUAGUACUACUUCCUCUUCAAUAUACUCCUCCGUUUUCCUCGAAAAUGUAAAUUACAAAAAUGGCCACAAUUACAAAAUUUCAAUUCCCCAUAGAAAAUUACUGUGCCACUUGGUGGAGGAGUUAUUGAAGCCACAUCUGGAACUUGGGCCAUACUACCGGGAGGCAGGGUCGGGGUGGGCGGAGGUGGGGGAGAAAUUGUGUGAGAAAGUGAGGAAAAUGCCACGUGCGAAGUGUGAGGUGUUGGAGGACAUAGAUGGAAUAAUAGAAAAGGAUAUGGGCAUUGUGGGAAUUGGAUAUGAGGAGGAGGGUGAGGGGAUAGUGAAAGAGAUCGAGGAGUGGAUGGUGGAGGAACUUUUGAAGGAAACGGUGCGUUUUGUGGAGACAGAGAUGGCAGGAGAAUCACGUGGGAGAUGCCACAUGGAAGUAUUGGGACCCACAUAGCUGGGGUGAAGGUGCAGCGUUGGUGUUACACGUGGAAUUUGUUGACCCACGAGACAAACACUCCGAUUUUUCGCUUAUGAAAAGACAGUAUUUUUGGCAGAGGAAUCCCUGUCCCUUUCCCUUCCCUUCCCCUUCCCCUUCCCCUUCCCCUUCCCUCCAUUUUUCUGUACAAAUUUUCGUAUUUUCUCUUCCAUUUCCCCCCAGAAAAAUUUGUUUAUUUUUAUCUAGUGAAUUUGAGAUAGAGAGGAAAAUAUUUAUAUCCUAUAUCAUCAAAAUUAAUAGUGUAAAUUAAUAUUUUAAAUCACUGUUUUAUUCAUCCCA